Mucor velutinosus is the source of this 1599-nucleotide messenger RNA. RefSeq lists its product as uncharacterized. The transcript is spliced from 6 exons. Lineage: Eukaryota; Fungi; Mucoromycota; Mucoromycetes; Mucorales; Mucoraceae. The record is from RefSeq and is a predicted model, not a curated record. Bases 1 to 1599 code for a protein of 532 amino acids.
AUGAUUAAUUCCGUACAAUUAAAAAGAAACAUUCUAUACACUGCUAUUGUGGUCGUAGUCAUCAUCACAUGGAGCCAACUAGAGUCGAUUAAAAAUUUUGCCAACGACAAGCAUCCGCAUCCUACACUCAGCAUUGUAUUUUCACAAAAAGAAAUAGAUCCUCCAACAUGGCGGAUCCAAACACUAGAAAACGAGCCUGUUUUAAAACAGCCUUCCAUCUUUCCAGCGACAGUCUUUUCCAAACAAAACCUUCGACAGUAUCCGCCAGCGACAGCCAUUAUCAAUCGUGUGGAUAAUAGUGAUGAUGGCAUUUUACACGCCAUUGAACACCUUUUCAAAUACCCGUUCAUCAAGGAGAUAUUAGUAUAUAACCAAAUCAAGUCAAAACCAUUAAAAGCAGAGCUAUUAUAUCCCAACAAAACCCUUUCAACUGCUCUCAACGAUCGAGUGCAUAUACAAGUCAUUGAGACGGACGCCUCCAUACACAGCAUGGGAAAGUUCACUGCAUGUGCAGUUGCGACAUAUGGAAAAUGUUAUUUUCAAGAUGAUUUAUGGUUGAAUCCCUACUUGGAUAGCUUGUAUACCCAUUCAUUUCGCUAUCCGGAUCAUUUGAUCGCCAAUACCAGACCUGUCAAUUAUGUGGAUUACAUGCGAUGGCGAUUCACCAACAGAGACAUGUCGCUCCAUACAGGCUACACAGAUCUGCGAUACGGCGCAUUUGUUUCCCAGCAAAAAGUACAGAAAUUUCUAAGCCAAUUGAGUGCACAAGGCUUGAGCACAUCAAAAUUAAGACGAGCCGAACUUUACUUUUCGAUUUGGUUAAAUCAAUACCCAUAUCUUGUAUCCAAUCCCUUGUUAUCUUCUGGUAGAGAUGGAUUCAGGGACAUUGGUAGUGUCAAUAACAGACCUCUGGUUGAAUAUUACAUGUAUGAUGCUGUCUCUCUUUUGGAAAACACAUUGGCCAACUCGAGCUGGAUGGAGGAACAGGAUGACUAUUUUGAGAAGGGAGAGUUGGGACCACCAGUGGAAGAGAGAGAUGUCAGAUCAAGCUGUGCCAAUGACAGAUGCUUGUUUAUUACCAAUAUCCAUAGCAUGCCUAUUCCAGGUACAGAAAACGACAUUGUAUUCCAUUCAGGGUCCAUUGCCAAUAUCAGUCAAUUCGAAUCCAUGUACAAUCAAACACACCUCGGCUUCAAGAUACCCAACAAAUCCAACUUUGCCUAUCGAUCGUAUCACAAGGCUGUAGAUCAGGACACGGAGACUUGCUGGCAUACACAACGAGCCCCCUUGGCCGGUGAUUACUUUGGUCUAUACAUGGUAGGCGACAUCCAAGCCAAGCGAAUCAUCCUGUAUACACCAACCAAGUUUGAUCUACCGUUGGAUCAAGUAUUCCAGGUGACGGUGCAAUUUGUACCUUUUGGUUCAUGGGAAGAAUGCGACAUCCAAUUGACACCUUUGAACCAGCUGGAUUAUCGCAUUGGCUUUGACAUCGCAUGCCCAAGAAAAGGCUCUUUCAAGUCUAUCCGAAUCAUAUUCAAGCAGGAUAUGCAGAAAGCAUUUGAGCUGUGUAGUUUUGGGCUCGAUAAUUUCGUUGUUUAA